CAACUGUCAAAUUGACACGAUGAAGAAUUCAAUGAUUGUUUCGAUUCUUUCCUUCCUCUUCGGCACCGUCGCACAUGCUGCCUUGCCCCCUUCAGUGGUGGUUGGGGCAGGUACCGUGGUCGGCACCACGACGACUUUACCUUCGUCCACGGCGUUAGUGAACAAGUUUCUGGGCAUUCCAUACGCCCAACCACCAGUUGGAGAUAAACGAUUUCUUCCGCCCCAGUCGUUAAAGUCGUUUGUCGAAACACCCCUAAACGCGACUGUAUGGAGCAGCAAGUGUUUGCAAUACAAGAUCAUUGACGACGGUAUUGCUGAGAGCGAGGACUGCUUGUUCCUUAAUGUGUUUGCGCCGGCCGCAGUGGGUUGUUCAAGAUCCGGACGGCCGGUCCUGGUGUGGAUCCACGGCGGGUGGCUCCGAGAGGGAACGGCCAGCCAGCCCAUGUUUGACGGGUCCAGCUUCGCGUCCCAACAAGGGAUUGUCGUUGUUACCUUCAACUACCGUCUCAAUGUAUUUGGGUUCCCGAACUCCGAGCAGCUGCCUCUCAGAGCCCAAAACCUCGGCUUUCUUGACCAACGCCUUGCCCUCGAAUGGGUGCAAGCUAACAUCCAUGCUUUUGGCGGAGACCCUGCCAAAGUCACUAUUGCCGGCGAAUCUUCUGGUGGCUCGUCCGUCGACCGCCUCGUCACAACCAUUCACACAAACCAGAGCUUCCGGGCGGCCGCUUUAUCGAGUGGACAGGCAACGGUCAGCGCCAUUGGUAGGGAUGCCGGUCCCCUAUCGUGGGCAGCUCUCGUAUCAAUUCUGGGAUGUCGUGGAGAAGACGAGGCUGCAUGCGUCCGAGGGAUUGAUGCUUCAACAGUGCAGAAAGUCGUUUCUGAUCAUGGCCUGGAUUUCAGCCCAGUCAAUGACAACUUUACGCAGAUGGAGCUACCAUAUCUGCCAACUCGUGCCGCCGGUGGUCUGGCGCCAGUACCAAUACUGAUCGGCUCGACCGGACAAGAGGGAACUUACUUAGCACCCGCGUAUAACCUGGACAUCCCCAAUUUUACGGAGCCGGUUCUUGUGCAGUUCCUCAACGGCCUUACUGGGGGUGACUCGGAAAGCGUUGGGGGUAUGUUGCAAGUUAUUCAACUUGUACAACAAGCGAGUGGAAUUUCUCUGUUCCACGCCGCCGCACAGGUCUACACCGAAAUUGUUUACCAAUGCCCAAAUCUUCUGAUUUCCCAGACUUCGGCCCAAAGUGGCAUUCCAACAUGGAGGUACUACUACAACGCCUCUUUCCCAAACCUGGCUGCAGGGGGGUACACUUCUGAACAACUCGGCGCAUCGCAUGGUUCUGAUACGCGAAUGAUUUGGGGCACAUAUCCUCGAGAGGGAGCUACUGACCGACAGAUCAGCCUAAGUCGUUACUUGCAGACCAUCUGGGCUGGUUUUGUAAAGGAUCCUCUCAGAAAUGGACCCGGCUGGGAGAAGGUGGACGUCGAUGGGAACGAUAUUGCUUGCAUUGGGUGUGUAGGCAGCGAAACCAUGACUCUCAUCGACUCGGCUACUGUUGAUGGACGAUGCGCCUUCUACGCUCCUUUCUUUGACAAGGUUAAGACACCUUUUUUGAAGGUUUAGAGUCAGGCGUGGAUUUUCGGGUUCAAAUGUUAUCGUACGCAGCGAUACAUCUUGAGCUUUGAUUCAGGUUGUCAUGGGCUGCGAUGCAGAGUGAAUAGUUCAACAGAAUCCAGGUAUGGUUGGCGUGAUUGUAUUCAUCUCUACUCUCUUGCCCUCUUCCUGGUAGGAAGGAGGGCCCCUGGUGGGCAGGCUGGGACCAACAGAGUCUCCCAAGGAUACAUGGCCAAGGGACAUAUGGCACAGGACCCUUCAGUUGCCGCAUGGUAUUCGCCUUGUCAAAGUCAACGAU
This is a messenger RNA of Colletotrichum destructivum, 1913 nucleotides long. Its product is annotated as Putative carboxylesterase, type B, carboxylesterase type B, carboxylesterase type B, active. The coding region runs from base 20 to 1624 and encodes 534 amino acids. The record is from RefSeq and is a predicted model, not a curated record. Lineage: Eukaryota; Fungi; Ascomycota; Sordariomycetes; Glomerellales; Glomerellaceae. The transcript has 4 exons.